Molecule: messenger RNA, 1789 nt
Organism: Parus major (Great Tit)
Lineage: Eukaryota; Metazoa; Chordata; Aves; Passeriformes; Paridae
Product: agrin-like
Exons: 2
Coding region: 1071-1445 (124 amino acids)
Source: RefSeq, a predicted model, not a curated record
UGCCGCUCCCUUGUCUGAUGCUGCGCGGCUCCUUCCCCGCGCGGGGGGCGCGCCGAGACCACCGGGAUUAGAGGAUCCAGCCUCUCCCAUCCAGCCCCCAGCGCUCCAUGCCGGGCUCCGCGCGGGGCUGCCAUCCGCCCGGGAGGGACCGGCAUGUCCGAGCGGCGUGAGGAGGGCAGCUGGCCCCCUCCGGGGCCGAGCCGGGGCCCUUCCCGCUGGCCCGAGGCUUGGGAAGGUGCCGGGGAGCCGGGCUCGGCUGGGCAGGGGCGGCGGGGGAGCGGGGAUGGAGCUGCGGCGGAGCUGAGAGGAGCCUGCCAGGGCGAGAGGGAGCGGCUGCCUUCGGCUGGAGCGUGGCACGACUGAGCUGCACCUCGGGCUGAUCCCGGAAUCCUUGGGCUGCUCCUGAAAUUUUGGCUGCUCCCGGAAUCCUCAGGCUGCUCCUGAAUCCUUGGGUUUCUCCCAGAAUCUUGGAUGCUCCCGGAAUCCUUGUUUGCUCCUGGAAUCUUGACUGCCCCCACAAUUUUGGGCUUCUCCUGCAAUCUUGGCUGCUCCUGGAAUCCUUGGGCAUCUCCUGCAAUCUUGGCUGCUCCCAGAAUUUUGGGUUUUUCCUGCAAUCUUGGCUGCUCCGGGCUGCGAGGAUCCGCGGAGGGUCAGCGGCUGCCGGCCGUGUCCCGGAGGAGCCGCUGGACAGCGGAGGCAGCUCCGUGUUCCCGGGCGAGGCCGCUUGGAUGUGAGAGAGUAUCCCGGAGGAUCUGAGAGGAUAUCCCGGAGCACAGGGAUAUUCCCGAGCCCGUUCCUGUCGCCACCGUGACAUUCCCACCGUUCCCACCCCAGCAGCGCCUUCUCCUCGUCCCGGUGGGCUCGGCCGGGAUUUGGGCGCCGGGAUUGUGCUUCGCUUUUCCUGGGGCGGGUGUGGAUUGAGCCUCCCUCGAGGGGCCGGAGCUGUCCCCGAGGCCGCGCCGCUGCCGUGGCACGGGAUGGGAACCCCCGGGAACACUUAGGCUGCCGAGAGCGCCGGGGACGGGUCACCGGGAUCCGCCUGAGCCUCGUGGUGACACUGGUGGCCGAGCAUGACAGCGUGCCAGUACCCCAUGGCGCCGGGAGCCCUGGAGCGGGACCGGCUGUACCAGCACAAGGUGUCCCUGGUGGUGCGCUACUUCAUGAUCCCCUGCAACAUCUGCCUCAUCCUCCUGGCCACCUCCACGCUGGGAUUCGCCGUGCUGCUCUUCCUCAAUAACUACAAACCCAACAGCUACUUCACACAGACGCCGCCGCCGCCGCGGGAUGGUGAGUGCCGAGCCGGGACACCGAGCCUCUCCUGGGCUGCCCAAACCCAUCCUGCCUCUUCCCACUCCUGCCCCCGAGCUGGAACUCAGCUCUGGGCAUUUAAAGUCACUUCCGAGCCAGCCCAGCCCUGCCAGUGCUGGGAUGUGGGGUUUGGGUGAGCAGAGAGCCCUCAGCGCUCCCUUUUUCCAGGCAUUUUCCUGGCUGGAAGCAGGGAAGGGCUGGAAAAGGUCAGCACCUGGGUUUCCUGCAGACCUGAAUUUCCAUCCUUGCCUCUGGGCCGCCUCUCCCACCUUUCCUCUGCUUUCACAGAGAACUUUGGGGUUUUGGGGUUUUUUUUUGUGAGGUUCUUAUCAGCCAGCAGCUUCAGGAGCUGCUGGAUGCAGGGCAGGCAAGCCCAGGCUGAGAUAAAACCAUCACAGGAGCUUUGUUCCCUUUAAAACCAGGCUUAAAUCCCUGCCUUUGCUGGCAGGCUCUUCCCCCACCUUCACGUGCACAGAUAAGA